UGCCAUGCCUGUGCAAGCAGUUCCUGCCCUCCUCCCACUGCUGCCUAUUCUUCCAGUCCUCAGAUUUCAUAGCCUCAUUUCAGCAGCUUAGCUAUGAGACUGAACAAAGAAUCCAAAAUGAAGAACAUCCUCCUAAAUGCAGACAACCACACACUGUAGACAAACUCAGAAACACAGGCUGAAAGCCAUUUCUAAUGGUGACCUGAACUAGAAUGAAGUGGACAUGAACAAAAAGGAAGACCUUACUCAGCAGAUACCUUCUUCUGGAAAUUCAGAAAUUGGAGAGAGUACAGAUUAUUCCUUUGUGGAAAAGAACACAUCUGAAAGUGACAGUGAUGAAGUUGAUGGCAACAAUAUAUGUGGUUUCAGAAAGAAAAAGGGAAUCAAAGGUCCUACAAAGUAUGUUCCUUCUUUAAAAAAUGAGAAGAUGGAGCUGUCCCACACCUCAAAAAUCCCAGAUCCCUGUCCCCUUAAAGGAACCACUGGUUGCUCAGAACCACCAUCAGACCGGUCUCUCCAAAACCCCACUACCUUUUCUCCAGUGCAAAAGGACAGAGAGGGUGAUGACAGUUCCAAUUCUGGCAGUGCUGUGAAAGAAGACACGUCUGGAGAAAAACAAGAAAACCAGGAAAAUGCUGACACUGGGAAAAAAAUAGUGGGGAAAAUGGAGGAGGAAGUAGAUACAGCAGUUCAAAUGAAGCAGCCCACAAGCAUACCACCUGCGAGGAGUGCAGGGAAAGGUGGCUACACAGAGGCAGUGCAGAGGGAAAAGGGCAGUGAGCAGGCAGGGGCUAAGCCAGAAGAACAGGGUGGUACGAAAGAAAAAGUUGUAAAGUUUCAUGUGACGAAGAUGGGCUCCCUGGGCCGUGCUGUAUCCACACAAGGGAACAGUACUGCUGAGUCCUUCACAGGGGCACCUGGCAUUUCUAAACAAAGUCUACAAGAGUUGAAAAACCUGCUGAGUGAAGGUCCUCUGCCUUCUCAUGGGCCCAGUUUCUGCGGCAAAGCAGGUGGCACUUACACUCAGAAAAACUUGAAACCCUGGGAAAAAGCAGCUGAUAAGCAGGGCCGACCUUUUGAGACCUUUAGCCCCCAUUUUGGAGAGGAGAAGCAAAAGUAUUACACCUUCCACAAGGAGGGAGUGGGGCAGCAGAGCAAAAGUCUCCUGAUCCUCAGCUCUGCUGGCUCUGAUCAGCAGCAACCAGUGGGAAGCAACGUGGAUCAACUUAUUCUGGGACUACCAGCAGCUUCUACACCUGCAGAAAACUCAGCACCUGAGGUUCAGUUUGACUCCUCCACAGGCAACAAUGCAUCCAGCAGAGAGCCUGACGUAAACGGUCUCAGAAGUUCAACUCUCCUUCACCUGUUCUCUCAUAUUGAAUUUAUUAAGCAGCAGAUGGCCAGGGACAACGUGCAGUUUGUCAGAUUUGAAUCAAUAGACCUCCACGGUGUGUCAAGAUCAAAGAAUGUUCCUUCCCGAUUUUUUCAUGAAAAAGCAAUUCAUGGUGUUGCCAUGCCCAGAAGUUACCUUGAGCUGACGCUGAAUCCUAAAGAUAAUGAAUUAGAUUACAUAAAUGCAACCAAUUUUAAUUGUGACAUAAUUCUGAAUCCUGAUUUAUCAACGUUUCGAGUACUACCCUGGACUGAGCAGACUGCAAGAGUGAUAUGUGAUUCCUUCACUGUGCUGGGCAACCCACUAAUGACCUCACCGAGGCACAUUGCCAAGAAACAGCUGAGCCAGCUUCAGGACAAUGGUUUUUCUCUGCACUCUGCAUUCACUUAUGAAUUUUGUAUUUAUGGCAUUACUGAGGUUGUAAAUUCAAAGACAAUAUCCUUUCCUGCAGCUACAAUACUAAAUAACCAUGACCAGACUUUCAUUCAGGAGCUCAUUGAAGGAAUGUAUUAUGCUGGUGCCAACAUUGAAAGCUUUUCUUCUUCCACUGGGCCUGGGCAAAUGGAGAUCACUUUUCAUCCAGCGUUUGGCAUAGAUGCUGCUGACAGUGCCUUCACAUUUAGAACAGGCAUUAAAGAGGUGGCUAAGAAGUAUAACUACGUGGCUAGCUUUUUCUCAGAAUCAGGAUUCUACAAUUCAGGGGCUCUGUCACAUAGCCUAUGGGAUUUGAAUGGCCAGAAGAAUUUGUUUUCUGUUGGCUAUGGAGUUGAGGAGCUAACAGAACUUGGAAAAAAUUGGUUAUCAGGCCUCUUGGCACACACAGCAGCUAUCAGCUGCUUGAUGGCUCCUACCACCAGUUGCCGUAAGCCUUAUUCCAAAUACAGUAAAGAAUCAAAAGAGACUGUAAAUGCAAAAUGGGCAUAUAAUGAUAACAGCUGUGCCUUUAAUGUCAAAUGUCAUGGUGGAAAAGGCACUUACAUAGAGAAUAAAUUAAGUUCUGCUGCAGCAAACCCGUACCUGGUCCUUGCUGCUACUAUUGCUGCGGGUCUAGAUGGAGUAAAGAGGGGACUUAGGUAUGAUGAUAUGCUCGAAGAAGAAAAUCAUACUGGUGAUCUGAAACAUUCCUCAGUCCCUCUGAAACUAGAAGAUGCUCUUGUUGCACUCGAGAAAGAUUCCUGCAUUAAGGAAGCAUUAGGUGAAACUUUUAUCCGAUACUUUGUUGCCAUGAAACAUUAUGAGUUAGAAACUGAAGAAAUGGAUAGUGAAAGGAAUAAAUGCUUGGGGUAUUUUAUUUAG
Molecule: messenger RNA, 2689 nt
Organism: Empidonax traillii (willow flycatcher)
Lineage: Eukaryota; Metazoa; Chordata; Aves; Passeriformes; Tyrannidae
Gene: LGSN
Product: lengsin, lens protein with glutamine synthetase domain
Exons: 7
Coding region: 224-2689 (821 amino acids)
Cellular component (GO): membrane; cytoplasm
Molecular function (GO): glutamine synthetase activity
Source: RefSeq, a predicted model, not a curated record